AUGGCCAGACAACCCAGUGAUCUGAAGGUUAUUGAAGUCCGAGGAGUUCAACUCGAUGACGAGGAAUGUGUUUGGAAAUACAAGGUAGUAUGGAGCUCUGGACUAAUAACGACGGAACCGGUGGAAUGUUUUAGUCGAUUGGAUUCGUCUGCUGUUCAAGGAUUUACGAAUCUCCUUUUUAAACUCCGAAAGGAGCCAGAAGCACAGCCCAAUCGGUGUUCGACCUGUCGUGUCGCUUUCGAUGGAGUGGAUGAAUUGACGGUACACCUGGCUCAUCACAAAAGCGUUCAGGAGUUCCUUUCGAAAUCCAAUGAAUGGGAUUUUAAACUGAUCAUGGAAGAAGCGACAUUGGAGAUGCUUUUGACCAGCCAAGAAAAUCAUCUCGAGUACGCAAUGAACGAUGUAGAUUUUUCAGGUAUUUUUGAAAAAUGA
Messenger RNA from Caenorhabditis remanei, 432 nucleotides. RefSeq lists its product as uncharacterized. The transcript has 3 exons. The coding region runs from base 1 to 432 and encodes 143 amino acids. The record is from RefSeq and is a predicted model, not a curated record. NCBI's taxonomy places the organism in Eukaryota, Metazoa, Nematoda, Chromadorea, Rhabditida, Rhabditidae.